AUGACCAAGGUGUUGUUGACAGGCGGUUCUGGCUUCAUUGCUGCUCAUAUCCUGGACCAGCUGCUCCAGAAGGGGCACAAGGUCAUCACCACCGUCAGAAGCGAGGAGAAGGCCGAGAAGAUUCGAAAGGCGCACCCUGGAGAUGACCUCGAGGUGGUCAUUGUUCCGGAUAUCGCGAAGCCUGAUGCUUUCGACGAAGUUGUGAAGUCGCCUGGCAUUGAAGUUGUCCUUCACACUGCCUCCCCCUUUCACUUUAACUUCGACGACCCUCAAACCGGGCUUAUUGAUCCUGCUUUGAUUGGCACGACAUCGAUCCUCAAGGCCAUCGCGCGUUCAGCCCCAUCCGUCAAGAGGGUCGUCAUUACAUCGUCUUUUGCCGCCAUCAUCCACGAGGACCAUCUUGAGGACCCCAAUACGGUGUUCUCUGAAUCAUCCUGGAACCCGGUGACCAUCAAGGACAUCCACAACAGCAAGGCGACUGCCUACCGUGCGUCCAAAAAGCUUGCCGAGGAGGCAGCUUGGACAUUUGUCCAGGAUCCGGCCAACAACGUCAAGUUCGAGCUGGCUACUAUCAAUCCUCCAUUGGUCAUCGGGCCUGUUGCGCACUAUCUCAAUAGCUUGGACAGUAUCAACACUAGCAACGCCCGGGUUGCGGACUGUGUCACAGGAAAGUGGAAGGAGAGCGGCCCUGCUCCUACAGGCGCUGCGCUCAACUGGAUCGAUGUCCGCGAUUGCGCUCUAGCGCACAUCAAAGCAGGCAUUGAGCUGCCCGAGGCUGGUGGCAAGCGUCUGUUCACAACAGCCGGAUCUUUCUGCAAUAGAGGCAUCUAUGAGGUCAUCAGGAGAAACUUCCCUGAGUACGCCGAUAAGCUGCCUUCGCCUGACAAGAAGGGUGGGGAGAUGCCGCCUGACGACAAGAGAUACAGCUACGAUGCCUCGGAAACGGAUAAGAUCCUUGGCAUCGACUGGAUUCCCUUUGAGAAGUGUAUCAUUGAUACUGUCAAGAGUCUCAAGGAGGUUGGUGCCUAA
Thyridium curvatum is the source of this 1029-nucleotide messenger RNA. RefSeq lists its product as uncharacterized. The record is from RefSeq and is a predicted model, not a curated record. The transcript has 4 exons. The coding region runs from base 1 to 1029 and encodes 342 amino acids. NCBI's taxonomy places the organism in Eukaryota, Fungi, Ascomycota, Sordariomycetes, Thyridiales, Thyridiaceae. Gene Ontology annotation, molecular function: oxidoreductase activity, acting on the CH-OH group of donors, NAD or NADP as acceptor.